UCACCACAGCUUCCUGUCGCACGCGGGUGGUGAGGAGGAGAGGCAGGCUAGAAAGGGCAGGUACAGCUGGGCACAGGGAUCGUGCUGCUGGUAGCUGGGGCUCAGGCCCCAGCUCAGGCUUUAGGGCUAGCCUCUCCCAGCACUGACCUCAGUUCAGUCUAGCAAGGAAGUGGGGGUCACUGAACCCCAAAGGAGGACGUAGCUGCUUGCCACUGGAUCCCAGGCGGGGGCCCACUCAGCCUCACACCCCUGCUGCCACUCUGCCUAGAGGGGCUGCGGUGCAGCAGGGCCUGGGCCAGGGGCUCUGCAGAUGGAAGCAGACACUCUGAGCCCCGUGGGGCUGGGCCUCCUGCUGCUGCCCGUCUUGGUCACGCUCCUGGCUGCCCUGUGUGUGCGCUGCCGCGAGCUGCCAGCCUCCUACGACAGUACUUCCACGGAGAGUUUGUCCCCACGGAGUAUCCUCAUCAAGCCGUCUCAAACAGCCUUCUCCAGAGCAACUGCCAGUUCCUAUCCUCCUGUUACUUCCUUUCCGCCCCUGAGGCAGCCAGACCUGCUCCCCAUUCCGAGAUCCCCACAGCCCCUUGGAGGUUCCCAUCAGAUGCCAUCUUCCCGGCAGGAUUCAGAUGACGCCAACAGUGUGGCGAGCUACGAGAACCAGGAGCCAGCCUGUGAGAGCGUGGAUGAAGAUGAAGAUGAGGAUGAUUACCCCAACGAGGGCUACCUAGAGGUGCUUCCUGACAGCACCCCUGCCGUCUCUUCUGCUCCUGUGCCCAGCAAGCCUGGCCUCCGAGACAGCGCCUUCUCCAUGGAGUCGGGUGAAGAUUAUGUGAACGUCCCCGAGAGUGAGGAGAGUGGAGAAGCAUCUCUGGAUGGGAGUCGGGAGUAUGUGAAUGUGUCCCAGGAGCUGCAGCCAGUGACCAGGGCUGAGCUGGACACCACGAAGUCCCAGGAGCUGGAAGAUGAAGGAGAAGAGGAGGGAGUGGAGGGCGAGGAAGCCCCCCGAUUAUGAGAAUCUGCAGGAACUUAACUGAGAGCCUGCUGCAGCCGUCUGUCCUGGAACUAGCCUUGCUGGGAGGGCAGAACUGGACAGCUGGGGGCAGCUCUAAGGGAGUCCCAUUUGACCUCUCUGCCUUGUCAACAGUCUGAGAAUCUCCCCUAACUUAUUGUCACUUUGGGGUCCAGUCUAUAUCCCCAGUACUCUGCAUCUCCUGACGAAGUCUGAGAAUGAAUCUAGUUCCUGUCUGACUGUUGUGGAAUAAAGGCUGAUAUGGCCCAAA
Messenger RNA from Mesocricetus auratus (golden hamster), 1277 nucleotides. RefSeq names its product linker for activation of T cells (gene Lat). The record is from RefSeq and is a predicted model, not a curated record. Gene Ontology annotation, biological process: signal transduction. Lineage: Eukaryota; Metazoa; Chordata; Mammalia; Rodentia; Cricetidae. The transcript has 12 exons. The coding region runs from base 311 to 1009 and encodes 232 amino acids. Gene Ontology annotation, cellular component: membrane.